AUGGCGGCGGCGGAGGAGGAGGAGGAGGAGCUGGCGCACGCCGAGGCGGUGGGGCUCUGGCAGGCCGGGCUGGCGCGCCUCGUCCGCGACCCGCUCCUCUGCGACCUGCCCGCCCAGGUGACCCCGGAAGAGAUCGCCUCGCAGGUGGCGCUCGAGUACGGCCAGGCCAUGACGGUGCGCGUGCGCAGAGCGGACGCCCCCCAGGAGCCCAUGCCGGUGGUGGUCGUGCAGCAGGCGACGGUGCUGGACCUGAAGAAGGCCGUGCAGCGGUUUGUGCAGCUCCGGCAGGAGAGGCAGGGCGGCGUCCGGCACCUCAGCUGGAGGCACGUGUGGCGGACCUACAGCCUGGCCUUUGGCAGCGAGAAGCUGGACGAGGACCACAAGAAGCUGCGGGAAUACGGCAUCCGGAACAGGGACGAGGUCAGCUUCGUGAAGAAACUCCGCAAGUGAGACCCGCCAGGUGCCAGGACACACUGGGAGCAGGGCUUAAGUAUUCCCCUGCUCUACCCAGGGGCAGCUUUAAAUGGCAUCCGUUCCUCACAUUUCCUCUUUGAGCCCUGGGGAUAUUGCGAGGAAGGAAGACAGCCACCCUGGCGGCUGCUCAGCACAGAAUCAUUUGGGCGGCAGUCACAGCUGCAGGCCAGCAGCAGCAGAGUGAUGGCUCUGGGAGAAAUGAGGGCCCCCCCUCAGCUGCCACACAGGUCCAUUUUUUGACAGCUCUUCCUGCCUGGAGGCUGGGAAGUGGCUGCUGCUGCACCAGCUGGACACACAAGCUGGUAUUUCCAUUUCAUCAAUAAAGCAGCAGCACAAGGGAA
This is a messenger RNA of Heteronotia binoei (common prickly gecko), 815 nucleotides long. It is a transcript of the gene SNRNP25, whose product is annotated as small nuclear ribonucleoprotein U11/U12 subunit 25. Gene Ontology annotation, biological process: mRNA splicing, via spliceosome. The record is from RefSeq and is a predicted model, not a curated record. The transcript is spliced from 6 exons. Bases 1 to 450 code for a protein of 149 amino acids. Lineage: Eukaryota; Metazoa; Chordata; Lepidosauria; Squamata; Gekkonidae. Gene Ontology annotation, cellular component: U12-type spliceosomal complex.